GCCAAUUAAUAUAACUUUAUUCCUUAAUCGUAACAUAGGGCUUGAUAUCGUCCCUUUUACUGUUCGUCCCUUUUUUCACUCUAUUUGGCCCCUGUCGUGAUGCAAGAAGAGCUCGCUGUAGCUGUUCAGACUGCCAGAGGAGGCGACCGCAUAGGUGCCGUUUACAAGGCGCAUCAGUCUUUAGAAAAUGAUUUGGCCAAGUAUGUAUCACUGGUUGGGCUGGCCACGAAAAGUCAAAACACGUCCAAUAGCUUUAAUCCCUGGGACGAACUCAAGAAUCAAAUAGUACAUGUAAAUCUGAGCGUAUCGGUUUGUCUGCGGCUUUUUAGCGAACAUCGUGUCAUGCUGUCGUCAAAGGGAUGUGAAACGGUCGAAGCACUUUAUACACAGAAAAAAAGCCCCUCUGAAAGGCUUCACAGUUUCCUUAAUUUAAUAAAAGAAAAACUUGAUGGGAUGCUUUCCCUUUCCAUUGCACUUGUUGGAGGGAGAUGCCUCCGACUUAUCAAUCCAGAAAGUGCAGGCUUUUUUAUUCGCUCGUUCAUAGAAAAUGUUACCAAUUCUGAUGAAUAUGAUGCUCGCGAUCCUACUCAUGUCCGUAUUAAGGAGUGCGUAGUGGGUACUCAAGAUAUGCUUAAGGCGGAGCUGCCUUUACUUUUAUCUCUUGAGGUAGAGUGCUUUGCGGAGUGCGGGAAUACGAUGUUCCCAUUAGAUUGCGAACUGGACAGGCUUCGGGGGUGGAUAUCGAACAAUGAAAUAGAAGAAUUAUUAGCCUAUGAGGUAACGUGCAAACGACGUUACGCUGAAACGAGUGCUCAAAUCAUAAAAAAAGCUAAAUAUCGUGAGUCACUCGUUUCUUCAAAGGAAGAUGCACUAGGAAAAUGUUAUUCUGAAUCUGCACAACCUUACGGCAACAGCCCUCAUGAGCCUAAGAGCAUCAAACCACAGGAAACACCGCAGACUUCUCUUCAACUGCUUCUCAAUAUGUUUGGUCUUAAGGGCUGGAAGCUACAUGUGAGUCGCCUGGCUGCAGUAGUAAUCGGCAUUCUAUUGCUGAAGCUAUUCACAACAGGGGCUCUAAAGCUUUUAAAAUAUACAGCCAAUGUGAUGCGCUCAGCCCCGCGGAGGCAAAGACAACUGACAUUGUAGCGGACAUGGAUGAAUAUUUUUAUAUCACGGGAUCGUAAAAAAAUGCUAAACCUUCAGCUACAGUGAUUGACAAGACAAGCCAUAAAAAGCCACUAAAUUUAUUGGUUCAUAUAUUCCGAAGCAGAGUAAA
Molecule: messenger RNA, 1276 nt
Organism: Phytomonas sp. Hart1
Lineage: Eukaryota; Euglenozoa; Kinetoplastea; Trypanosomatida; Trypanosomatidae
Source: the annotation of a GenBank genome assembly